This is a messenger RNA of Athene cunicularia (burrowing owl), 6024 nucleotides long. RefSeq names its product kelch like family member 35 (gene KLHL35). Bases 784 to 2544 code for a protein of 586 amino acids. Lineage: Eukaryota; Metazoa; Chordata; Aves; Strigiformes; Strigidae. Gene Ontology annotation, molecular function: protein binding. The record is from RefSeq and is a predicted model, not a curated record. The transcript is spliced from 7 exons.
UAUUAAUAUUUCUCUUGUGUCUGGCAUGACAUAACACAAGUUGUUCAAAGCGAUGCUGGGUGAGAGAGGGAAGGCUGGCUGCAUCACAUUAGGGGUUCGAUGAUCUUCAGCACAAGGGUUACUUCGUGGAGCUUCCCCAGGGCUGCUUUGAUCCCUGCUAUGAGCAUUUAAAAAUCCAGCUGACAACUGGGAUCAAGUUAGAGGGGAGGGUGCAGAAAGCCACACGGGGCAAACCUCCCCUUCUGUCCUCUUCAUCCUCAAGGACCUAAUUACCUAAUUAUCACAUGUUAAUGAGGGGGACUGCAGCUCCUCCCUGACCCAGUCCUUUCCUGCUCCAGGCAUCCUUUUGCUCACAGAGCCGUAUUUUAUUUAUCGGCUUUAGUGUGGUUUCUAGUCUCUAUCAAAUGAAUCGUUCCACCUGGGCCUCAAUUUGCUCUCCAGAUGGCUCAGCCCUCUUAAGCUGCCCUGGUGUGAUAUAUUUUCUCUGAGCUGCGAUGGGUUUUCCCUAGGUCCUGGCUCCUCCCUGGCUGGCUGUUAUUGACAGCUGCAUGGCUAAUGCCCUGUAGCUCUCUGGCAUGUCAUUCAGGAGAAACAAAAGCGGAUUUCUCCCCCACCUCUCCAGCAGCAAGGAUAAAGGGGAUGCUUUUGUGCUUCCCCAAGCUUUGCCGCAGAAGGGCUGAGCGUGCUUUGGUGAAGGGACCUGUCUCCAUGGAUGGGAGCUCUCCGAGAGGGAAGUUGAGUCUUCGCUAGGUCCCACCUGGAGAACACAACCUGUAGGCCAGGAUGCAUCGAAUGAUGAAAGAAGAAUCAAGUUUCAGGACAAGCAGCCUGGAGAAUGUGACACGGGACCCAAGCAAAGAAAAGCUGCACAUGAAGCUCUGCAGUGGGUCCUGCCACGCUGAGCAAAUCCUCCAGACGCUGAACUCCUACCGGCAGAGCGGCAUCUUCACAGAUGUGGUGUUAUUAAUUGAUGGACAAGAAUUUCCCUGUCACCGUGCCACUUUGUCAGCCAACAGCACGUAUUUCCGAGCCAUGUUUGGUGGCGACCUCAAGGAAGGCCACCAAGAUAUCAUUAAUAUCCAGAAGAUAUCUGCUUCCACUAUGUCUCUCCUUCUUGAUUAUAUGUAUGGGGGGAACAUCAUCAUUCAGGAGGACAACGUUGAAGGCAUCUUGGAACUGUCUGACUUGCUGCAGAUCUCCAAGCUCAGGGAUGCUUGCGUCACCUUCCUCGAAGGUCAGCUUCACCCAUGCAAUUGUUUGGGCAUCAUGAAGUUUGCCGAUUCAUUUUCCAUUGCGUCUCUGACAGAAAAGAGCAAGAGGUUCAUGCUGGAGUGUUUUGUGGAGGUGUCGUGUCAUGAAGAGUUUCUGGAGAUGGGUGUGAAGGAGCUGGUUGAGUAUCUGUCCGAUGAGCAGCUGGUGGUCCCCAAGGAGGAAGCGGUCUUUGAAGCAGUCAUGCGCUGGGUACGGCAUGACGUACCCGCCAGGAAGGGAGCCUUGAAAGAUCUCCUCGAGCAUGUGCGUCUGCCCCUGCUUGACCCCACCUACUUCUUGGAGAAGGUGGAAAUGGACGGACUCAUCCAGGACUCAAAGGAGUGCAUUCCUCUACUGCACGAGGCCCGCAAGUACUACAUCCUCGGGAACGAGGUCAGCUCUUUGCGAUCAAGGCCCAGGAGGUUCAUGGAGCUGGCAGAAGUCAUCAUCGUCAUUGGGGGCUGUGAUAAGAAAGGCCUUCUGAAGCUGCCCUUCACAGACCUCUACCACCCAAAAAGCAGGCAGUGGACAGCCCUCUCCAGCGUGCCUGGCUAUACCAAGUCAGAGUUUGCUGCCUGCACACUGAAGAACGAUGUGUACAUAUCAGGAGGACACAUCAGCAGCAACGAUGUUUGGGUGCUGAGCUCCCAGCUGAACGUCUGGAUCAAGGUUGCUUGUCUGCAGAAGGGCCGAUGGAGGCACAAAAUGGCAACGCUUCAGGGCAAGAUCUAUGCUGUGGGAGGCUUUGAUGGUUUUUACCGCCUCUCCAGUGUGGAGUGCUAUGACACCUUCUCCAACAGCUGGUCAACCUUGGCCCCGCUGCCACAAGCCGUGAGCUCGGCGGCUGUGGUCUCCUGCCUGAACAAGCUCUACGUGCUGGGUGGUGCUGUGGAUGACACCGCUAACACCGACAAGGUCCAGUGUUACGAUCCAGAGGACAACAAGUGGACGCUCCUGUCUCCCACCCCUUUUUACCAGAGGUGCAUCAGUGCUGUCUGCUUGGACAACAUUAUUUAUGUUGUAGGUGGACUUCUCAGUAAAAUCUUCAGCUAUGAUCCGAGGAAAGACAGCUGGCGAGAAGUGGCCACCCUCCCUGGGCCUCUGGAGAGCUGUGGCCUGACGGUGUGUGGAGGGAAGAUUUACAUCCUGGGUGGCCGAGACGAGAACGGGGAAGGCACGGACAAAGCGUUCACUUUCGACCCGGUAACGGGGAAGGUGGAGCAGCAGCCGCCGCUGCAGCGCUGCACCAGUUAUCACGGCUGCGUGACCAUCCUGCAGCGCAUGAACAGAUGACCACGGGGCUCCACCUGCAGCCACCUCCCGCCCAGAGCCUCCCCUUGAGACAGUGGCCACGCAGUACGCAGACAGACAUCUCACCUUUGUGAGGGGAAGGACAAUACAAGCCACUGAAGAUGAAGUGCUCCAGCCAGCCUCCGAGCAACCUCUGUUUUCUUUUUCCUGGCCUGGUGAAGCCAAUGGCUUUGAUGCUGGUCUAGGUGAGAGGAGGGAAGGGUGCUGGGUUGUGCGAAGCUACAUCGCAGACCUUGCCGCAGUAGGAUUCAAGUACCCUUGCAGCCCCUGGAACUACUGAAUUUGACCUUUACUUAGGUUUUCCUGGCUGUAGAUUAUAGUUUUCUGUUAUGCUGUUGACAGAGGCUCACUGUCCUGCAAGGACAUGUAUUUGCUGCUUUCUGACGCCCAAGGCUGUUGCAGUAACACUUAGAGUUACAGGAUCCAAAUCUUUAGCUAAAGCUGUCAACUGUUUGUGCAUUUAGCUCUGUAGAACCCUGUGUCAAACCACGGUGGUGACCUAAAUGGUCAUUAACAUACACAAACCGUCCCGUUACAAAUGAGAUCUGAGACUGAGAGUUCAAAGCUGACAUCCCAAGAAAAAUUCUCCACUGAAUUCCCCAAAACCUGGAUAAAUAGUCCAAGCUCUCCAUUCUGCACAUGCUGUAUGAGGGUCUGUUCCCCUAAAGCACAGAGUGCUGUCUCUUUUCAGACACGUUUUGUGGUCGGACUGCUGUCACACUGCCUCUUUGUCAUCAAGAGGGCAGGUGAACCACGUAGCCAAGAGUUCCUCCUUCCGAGAGCGGAGGUAGGGGGAAGAUUAAUGUGUGGGAAUUAAGCAUGAAGACCUGAAGCAUGGUAGCCACAGCGUCGCAGCUGGCUCGGUGUGACUCUGGAGUAUGCUAUCACGUAUUAAAAUAAACAAUAUUUAACAGAUUUGAUACAGAGUCCCUGGGAGCCUGAAUGUGCAGCUCAUUUGGAGGGCAAGUGUUUAAUUACACAGACUGCGUUGCUCCAAGCCGGUGGUCUCAGGUCCAGAAAUGAUCCUGAGUACAUUUGAUUUGAUAGAAUAGCCAUAGCUUUUGGUGUCAGUGUCUUUAGACCAUGACUGGAACUGAAAAUUUCUGAUGGCUCCGUGUAGAUGUUCAUGUUGUUCAAUUAGGGACUUGGUGGCUGCCAAACGUAGAGUGGAGUCUCUUAAAAACUCCCAUUAUUUGUACGUUGCAGGGUGCACCUCUCUACAGCAGGCUGCUGGCUGGCUGCUGUUUCCUCUGCACCUUUAUUCCUCUCCCCAGUGAUGACUUCUUCCUGAAGUAGAGGAAACUACAAUGUCCACUGGCCCAGACACUUCCCUUUUCAGGGCAUUUUAAUUGUCUUAAACCUCCUGGUUUUGCCUGUUUCUCCUAUAUACCUGUUUUUUUAUGUCGUCCUCUAGUACUUCUGUUUUCUGUCAAGUCUGACAAGGUCAACUCUUCUCCGUGAUGAUAUCAGGCUUGCCUGUAAAACAUGGCAAAAAGAAGCCCCUGCUGAAGAACCAAAACUGGCUGCAGCCGCGGAGCAACGAUCUCCUCUUCUCUUUAGGGAAUGCGUGUUCUUCCAUUGGCCAAGUGACAAGCAAGAUGUUUCACUGCAUGAAAUGUACCUUACGGUCCUCACAGUCAUGUCUGUAAAGUCUCAGGGCUAUCAUGGCUGUUUCGUUCAUCGAAGUGCACUAUUUGGACGUUUUCGGCCCCAAUUUCUCUUUUGAGGCCUGUGCAUGGGGGUGGGGGUUAGCCCUUUUGUCAGAUCAGGAGCAGCACGAUGUGUCCUUUAAAGCAAUAUAAAGGAGAUUCAAUGCUCGUAUCGGUUAUUCCCAUGAGGAGAGAAAAAAAUUUAUGCUGGUAAAAGGCAAUUUUAUUUGCAAUCAAAUUGCAUCCUCUCUUGGGUCAUUUAAUGGUGAUUUCAGGAGAAAGCGGCACCUUUCCCUCAGUUAAAUUGGCACAAGAGAAAGUAGAAGCACAUCAACCCAUGAUGUGAUAGCUGUCAGGGCCAGACAGACCUUUAUCUUCCUACAGCCUGAUUUCCUGAGGACCACGAGUCACAGUCCAUCUCUUACUGUUCCCCUGUGCCUUAAGCAAUUCACCGCUUCGGUACGGGAGACCCUUCAAAGUGUGUAUCUCCACUUCAACCCAUGAUUCGUAUGGCCAAGGAGGUUUUUAAUUCUCCGCAGAAUGUCCCAUUAGCAUGUCCGUCCUCUUGGUCUGCACUUUGGAAAACUCUGCUGGUGUCUCGAGAGUGAGCGCACCCAGAGGUUGCAGGGGCACGCGCUGAGCAUCUGCCCAGCAGAGGAUGGUGGGCACCGUGAGGAGUCAGGCCUUAUCAAAGGGAUGGUCCUCAUGCCAAAUUUCUGCCUUGUCUAGGGUAUCUGGAAUAGGGCUGUGAACACAGACGUAUCUCACUUGGCUGCUGACAGCUCUUUCUGCUCUUGUCCUUGAAAAAUGAGUGUGGUAAUAUAUUUGGGUGUAGCAAGAGCCUUGAGAGGAAAGAGUUUUCCAGUUGCACUUACAACUUCUCUUUCCACAGUCUUUCCUGAUUUUCCUAAUGCCUCCUGGGAGUCUCUUGCUGUACUUCACACCUUAUUCCUGUAGAAGUAAGCGCACUCAAAAGGGUAGCAGAUACUCUCAGCAGCUUUCUCAUGUGCUUUUGACAUGUGUGGUGUGUUGCUAUAGGUGUAACAUGGUGGUGGAAGUUGUGGCAUAGAUGCUAAAAUGUUUGCCUCCUUCUUGGUCCUGAUAUUCAUUGUACCACUGAAAUGUGUUUGUAUUUUGUAAGGGCUGUGAGCUAUGGGCGUGCAGGGGAGGGUUAGGGAAGGAACUUACCUUGGUUUCAUUUAUAAAUAUUCACCCUGAGUGCUUUUGCUGCCGGGAUUUUGUUUGUGCAUAUUGCUUCAUGGCAUUCCAAAAGUAUAUUGUUGAUGGAGCAUCAGAGGAGCUUUGGAAACCCAUCUUUGAGUUGUCCCAGCCUUUGUCUGAGGUACCUGAAUUCUCAGUCUAAGCAAGUAGGAAGUUUAAGGUAUUGCUUUUUGUCUGCAGGGAAUGGUACCUUCAACUGUUACAUGGCAUCGUGGCCAAGUCGGUGUAGAGAAGGUGCUUGGAUCAUUCAAACUCAACUUAAGGAUGGGGAAACUUUUGGCAUGACGGAAAGAGUAUUUCCAGAGAAAACGAAAAAUUAUUUGUCUUGGCAGAUUCUUGCUCUUCCUUGGCAUGCCAGAAGAACACAAAGCGUGAAACUGUCUGCCCCUACAACGCGCUUCGUUUUCUGAGAAGACUCUUUUCAGACCACACGUAAAGCACCUCCCUGCUGUGUUGACAGUAAUGCGCAGACUUGCUGUGGGCUCUCUGUGUAGCAAAAGAUGUAGAAAGAAAGUAGUGAUCAUCUGCAAAGCAUGUGCAGUAGUUUCAGUUUUAUGUAUUUAAGCUUUUCAAAACAAAAUAAAUAACUUUU